Dermatophagoides pteronyssinus (European house dust mite) is the source of this 512-nucleotide messenger RNA. RefSeq lists its product as uncharacterized. The record is from RefSeq and is a predicted model, not a curated record. NCBI's taxonomy places the organism in Eukaryota, Metazoa, Arthropoda, Arachnida, Sarcoptiformes, Pyroglyphidae.
AUCAAAUGAAUAUGACAAAUCAACAGAAUAAUGAUGAUAAUGAUAAACGUGAAAGAUCGAAUAAUAAAAUAAUUUCGAAUCAUUUGAAUCCAAAUUCGAAUCAUUGGUGGAAAGUAUGUUGGUUUUAUGAUCAACAACAUCAACGAUAUUCGAAUGGUACGAAUUUAAUAAAUUCAUUGAAACAACAAAAUCGUAAAUAUUUUACAUUACCAAAUCGACGUCUACGACAAUCAUCAACGACAUCGAAAUCGACACAGAUGCAUAACAUUGAAGAUAAAUGCGAUGAACAAAUUCAGCCAAAUGGAACGAAUACAAACACAUUCGAAUCAUCCACACCACCACCACUAUCACUACCGACUACAGUCAACAAUGAUGAAGACAAUGUGAAUGUUGUGAUAUCAUCAUCAUUAUCGAUGGCUAGAGAUCAUCCUAAUGGUAAUAUUAUCCAUCAUCAUCCUCAUCAUCAUCAAACAAAUGAAUCCUCGAAAUCACAAAAAGAAAUAUCAUCCUAA